GGCUGCACAGAUUUUUAGACUUGGGUGGUCAUUGCUGGAGGCUACAUGCUCGUGAUAAGCUUUCCUUUAUUAGCCUCAGGCUACAGUAGCCUAAUGGUGUGCAAGCACGGAAAUUAAUUUAGAGGAAGUGGGUCAGAUCCUCGUUGGCAUUAUGAUAAGGAGGCACACCGGAAUGCUUUCUCUACCCACACAUUUGAAGUAGCAGUUGUCGGGUCAUUUAAAGCCCUAAUCUGUUUUCAUUUGUCGCCCGGUAGCCAUUAUCAUCACUUUUAGAAGCGGUUUGUGUUAGGAGGCAUUUCAGCAUUAUUGAAUGGCUCUUUGUGGCACUACGGCUACAAAUGUUACAAAAAUGAUGGCCGCUUACAACGGUGGCUCCUCUACAGUGGCUGCCCAUCAUCCGCAUCACCACCACCAACUCCAGCACCUUCCGCCUCCCCACAUGCACCACCACCACCACCACCACCACCACGCGGGCCAGCAUCAUUUGCAGCACCCGGGCUCCGCCGCUGCUGUGCACACGGUUCAGCAACACACUUCCACGGCUGCCGCUGCGGCGGUGAUGCUAAACCCCGGCCAGCAGCAGCCCUACUUCCCCUCUCCUGCCCCCGGACAAGCCCCAGGGCCGGCGGCCGCCGCGGCUCCCGCACAGGUUCAAGCCGCCGCUGCUGUCAAAACUCACCACCACCAUCACCAUCAGCAGCAACACACACACCACCUACAGCAGCAGCUGGAUAUAGAGCCUGACAGGCCCAUUGGCUAUGGAGCGUUUGGGGUUGUGUGGUCAGUGACGGACCCCCGAGAUGGAAAGCGAGUUGCCCUCAAAAAAAUGCCCAAUGUCUUCCAAAACCUUGUUUCUUGCAAGAGGGUAUUUCGGGAGCUGAAGAUGCUAUGCUUCUUCAAACAUGAAAACGUGCUGUCUGCUCUGGACAUACUGCAACCUCCACACAUUGACUACUUUGAAGAAAUUUAUGUGGUGACUGAACUGAUGCAAAGUGACCUCCAUAAGAUCAUCGUAUCACCGCAGCCUCUGAGCUCAGACCACGCCAAAGUUUUUCUUUAUCAGAUUCUACGAGGACUUAAAUACCUUCAUUCUGCUGGCAUUCUACACCGAGACAUCAAGCCUGGCAACCUCCUGGUCAACAGCAACUGUGUGCUCAAGAUCUGUGAUUUUGGUCUGGCCCGAGUGGAGGAGUCAGACGAGUCACGACACAUGACUCAGGAAGUGGUGACACAGUACUAUCGAGCUCCUGAGAUCCUCAUGGGGAGCCGCCACUACUCCAACUCCAUUGAUAUCUGGUCUGUGGGUUGCAUCUUCGCGGAGCUGCUGGGGCGACGCAUCCUCUUCCAGGCCCAAAGUCCCAUUCAGCAGCUGGAUUUAAUCACUGACCUGUUGGGGACUCCCUCUAUGGAAGCCAUGAGGACAGCAUGUGAAGGUGCUCGUGCACACAUUCUCAGAGGACCACAUAAACAGCCAUCCCUUCCUGUUCUUUACACACUGUCUAGCCAAGCAACCCAUGAAGCUGUCCAUCUCCUCUGUAGGAUGCUGGUGUUUGAUCCGUCAAAGAGGAUUUCAGCAAAAGAUGCCCUGGCUCACCCUUACCUGGACGAGGGUCGACUGCGCUACCAUACAUGCAUGUGCAAAUGCUGCUACACCACAUCUUCUGGCCGUGUUUACACCAGUGACUUUGAGCCUGUCACAAAUCCCAAGUUUGACGAUGGCUUUGAGAAGAAUCUGAGCUCUGUGAGACAUGUCAAGGGACGCACCCGUCUUGGGCACACAGAUCUCGGGUGGCUGUCUGCGCACCAGCUGCAAAUAUGCAAAUAUUUACAGUUGCGAGAUCAUCCAUCAGUUCAUUUUGGAACAGCAAAAGGGGAGUCGAGUGCCACUCUGCAUUAACCCUCAAUCAGCUGCAUUUAAAAGCUUUAUCAGUUCCACAGUGGCUCAGCCCUCUGAAAUGCCCCCAUCUCCACUGGUGUGGGAAUAGCUGCUGCAGUGUAUCAUCGUCUUUCCCAACUGACAAGCUGCUAAACUGGGAACAAGAACGCCUGUCAACAUCUUCUUUCAUCUACGUAGCACUUCACUGGAGAGCAGGACUCACAGGUCUGCUGUGUAUAUGCUGAAAUCUGGAACAAAUGAAGAGAAAUCCACUGAUCAUGGCUUUAUGGGAGUGAGUUAGAGGGGUUUGGUAUGCAAAUGAAUGAGACAAAUGCUCUGUAGACCAAAUCUGAAUGUUUUAAACUAAUUCACCUAAUUACUUCCUGGAAGAUAUCAUUUAACAGUUAUUGUACAUUUGUUUUGCUAUAUAUAUUAAUAUACAUUUGAAAAAAGAUGUCUAUUUUAACAUUUCUGAAAUACAAACUGAUACAUUUCCCAUGCAAUCAGGCUACUCUGCUUCUCACGGCCACCUUCUCCUCUGUACUGGUAAAUUGAAUCAGACUUUGCUUCAUAUUCAGACAAUUGAUUGUAAUUGUGUUGGCAGGAUUAACUGAAAGCUCCACAUACCCUUGGGAACACUGAUAUUUAAUUCAUUAAAAAUUAGUUAUCACAGGCAUGUACCCUGGUAUCCUCCUGUACUCUUGCACGUUUGGCCAUAGUUUUUACUUAUGUAACAAUUAGUUUGCCAAAGAUCAGGAGCCUCAUGUAUAAAUGAUACAUAAAUAUUAAGAUUGUGGGCAAAAUUGCAAAGUUUGGAAUUUAUGAAGCGUUACCUGUCUGCACAUUUUUACAUUACACUUAUGUAUCUGGAUGGACAUGGACAUACCAGGCCACAUUUUAGGGGUUCAUUGUGUUUCAGACAAACUAGUUUGCUCAGUGUAUCUGUUGUUGCUUGUUCCAUAGGGCUUCACUUGAGGGUAGGGUGAAGACUCUGCCAUCACAGCCUCCACCUAAAUGAAUCACACUGCCUCCCUAUCUCCAAAGCUUACACCUUUUCCUGUCAUACAGCAAGUGAGUGGACUCUGGUCAAUGGAGUGGGGAAAAAGUGUCCAGGCAUACUACGACUGACAACAUUCAGGGAGCCAAUUGAGCCCUGAGCGCACUCUGACAAUAGGUUGAAGGUGCACAAAACUUUGCCAAAAUAGUCAGGGCGAGCACUUUUUCUACAAACAAACAUGUUGUUUAGCCUGUUGACUGACACAUGGAGCAGGAUAAAACAUCCUCAUUGGGAAAUACUGAAAAAAUGUGAUGUUCGCUCGCUUGCUCAUUUAUGACGCGUCCAGGUAGGAAGAGGUGUUAUGUGCUUCUUUGUUGUUAUAACGUGAAGUUCUUAGAAAUGUUGGAUACAGCCCACCUACGAUUCAGCUGUAGGAAAGGCGUGGUUAGAGAUUCAGACAGUAUUAGAUGAUAUGACAGGUACUUUGUUUGAAGUACUUAAGUGUUUGCAAUCUCUCUACACAUUAGCCAUUACAACUGUAGAAGAGGUUAAGCAGGCAGGGCUGUGUUUCUGUUUAAGAGUUCUUCUGCCAGUUGGGGGUCAAAUGUGGAUAGAUUCAACUUAAAACAGUAGCAACAGUGUUUAAACAUAUUAAUUUCAUGCAUAAUAUGCAUGAUUACUUUUGACUGAUAAAUGUACAUGAUGUCAGUAUGGCAAAAUGUAAGAGGCACAUACCCACUUGAGGUCUUACCUGUUAUUCUUUCUCCUUCUUACUUUUCAUAGUUUGUCAUCUCUUCAUAGUGGAAUCUUUCCAUGUAGAAUGCACAUCUAAUCAGAUUACAGUCAGCAAAGUCUUUGUCAUUUACUUACAUGCCCACAACAUAGCACUUUUCUCUAUUUAUAUAAAAUAUAAUGGAGGUAAAAAUAAACAAAUUAAUGGAAUUAAACUAGAUUGCAGCCUUGGAUAUAUCAACUAUUAAUGGUUGUGGAGGAGGAGUAUAUACAAAUCCACAAAUGUUUGGCGUCGUAAAGAGGACAUGCAUACAGUGCUGUAAUUACUGUUAGGUAUAUGUGAAGUUUUACAUAGAUGUAUAAUGUAGCCUACAUGUAUUAGAGUGAGUACAGUUAUGCAUGUGUAUGCUAUUUUGCACAUGAUUUCAGUGAUGAAUGUGUGCAGACGUUCAUACAUGCGGCCCCUCAAUAUUAGUUCAGAAAUAUUGUUUGUAAUAUUUAGUUGAUCCUGUCCCACUAUGUAAAGCUUCCUCAGUCAGUGGUAGUGGAGAGGGUCAAUAAUCCCCUGAAAAGGCCAACAGCAGUUUUAUUUGUGUCUGGCGUCAUGAUGGGCAUAGGUUAGCAUACUGCUGCUGUACUAAAUUGAAAUUGAAUCUGUUUGGGUUUGAAUUGUGUUUUGUUGUUGAGAUAACUGGGUCUUGAAGAUGAGGGUUUAAAUGUUCACUUGCAUGUUACAUGAAAAACAACUGAAUCUUCCUAUGAAUAGGAAAUAGGUUAAAAAGGGAUCAGACUAAAAGCUAUCCUCGUACUACACCCUGCUACUAAACAAGACCACACAACUCAUCUGACUUCAUGAAGCUUACAGUCGCUUCCUCUACUGAGCAGCAGCAGAACAGGAAAUUCUACAGUUCUACUCCUGCCCCUUUCUUGUAUGCUGAUAUUCGUAUGGCUAAACAAUCCUUUCGUUUCAUGAAUGAUGAAUGUGUGCUGUCCACUUGUGUGCCUCCUAACUUCACUGCAUGGACAGUAAGGUAACUAUUUAUGCACUCAUCCAAACAGAGCAAAUUCCAUCCCAAAGAGUAGGAAGAUAAAGAUUCAGGACUGUGGAAACUGCACUGAACUAAAAGAUAUCAGCUUUCCAGUGUUCCCCCAUGACCUUUAUUUGAAUUGCUCACUGCACUUAAAUGAAGUUGAAUGAUAACCUCUGCAGCCUGUUGGCCUUUCUAGUGUCAAAAAAAAUUGCUCCAUUUCACAAUUGUUUUGUAGCAUCUGAUGUUUAUUAAAACACUUUAAAUAGUUACUCAACUCAACAGUUAGAUUGUGGAGCGUAAUGUUGGCUAGUGGCCACGAGAUGCUUUUAUUGACAAAGAAUGGCCAUGUCUCUGAUCUGAGGGAACCUGUGUUGCAAUUUUCCCCUCCCUUCCUCCCUAAAUACCCUAUUUGGUUCUUAACUGUGACACAGCUUUCCAACAGCAUUGGUGGGACAACCCCAUGACUGAUCAGACACACUUACAUAAGUCCACACUUCAGCCACAUUAUCUGAAGCACUUAUUUGGACAUCUACAAAAUUGUUCCUGUGUUUUUCCAAAGCUAGUGUUGGAAGUCAUGAGACUAGCCAUUUGGUUUCAAGCUACUUCCUACUUGGACCCACUGUGGUUACUGUGAAAUGUACUCAUGUACAUUCCUGAUGGCUCACUUUGGCUUUCACUUUUAGAUUAGUGGUUAGUUAACUGGAUUUAAAUCAGGGUUUGCUUCAAACCUAUGUGGUUGUAUGGUUGGUCUUGUACUUGUUCGUCUUUGGACUGUAAGGACAAAUCGGAAACUGUCAUUGUGUUAUCAAGACAAUUUCAAAAUUAAAAGAAAACAUACCAAGGCAAAGAAGCAGUCUAAUCAGCAAUAUCAUUCUUUAAGGGUGUUUAGUCUUUGUUCUGUCUCAGCAAAUACUAUUGAACAACCUUUUCCUCAUGGAUUGCUUUCAAGCAGAUCCUAGAAUGGAAACAAGUAGCAUAUGAUUGAUGUAUAACUGAUGGCAUAGUCUCAUCUAUGUGGGUUUUUCUAAAUGGCAAUCCAGUGCUAAGGUGUGCUCCUAUCCCUCAUAUAUGUACACUGUCUCCAGAAAAAAGAGCUUUGAAGUAAAUUAUUUAAUAUAUUUUUAGAAUUGCUUUUUAUUCCUGUUCUUGUGUUCUAUGGCAUGCAUUCUUCUCACACCUCAAAGUAUGAUUAUGUAUAUAUGUUAAAUAGAGAGGCAAAUUUAAAACACCAACAGUGACACUGUAUAGAAAUUGUAUUAGCCUACACAUUUUUAAGGCUGUGAAGUUAAUUUUAUUUUUAAAACUUGCAUACAAAUGUAUAUAUUUUCUUGAUUUUUACCCUGCAACUGGGAUGUGUAGAGGACAACAAAUCCUGUAAUGAUUCACAGAAUACACAGUCAUGUUAACUGUAUCUUGUGUGUACAGCAGAGUUGUAGAUAUAUCAAAGGAUAAGCCUUUCUUUGUUAUUGUUGUUAAUGAUUUCAUCACAGCAGCACUGUGUUAAUAUGUACAUAAAUGAUUCACCAUGUUAGUCUCUACCUCUUGAGCUCAAUAACUUGGCUUUGUUUACCUCCACACCUUUCUGAUUUCGUGUGGGGAUGAAUUGAAAACACUUGAAUGUCCAUUCAAGCUUUUAUACUGAAAUACCCCCCCAAACACACACACACACACACACACACACACACACACCAUCUUUCCUGCACAAAGAAUUCACAUAAAAUUUUGAAUCAUCAAAUGUUUGUAAUACGAAGUACUACCAAUAGACUGUUAGUCAAUUUUCACUCUUUGAUAGGAUAGGACCUUUUGGGCAGGGAGAGUUACUGCUUCCUCCACAGUGGCUGUGUUCAAAGCUUAGUGUCAACGGCUCCAUUUGACUUUUCAAGUUUCAGUUUAUUUUACUGAGAGUUACACCAGUGUUACAAUGAUUCUUUGCAGGAAUCCAGCAUUGAAUCCACAUAUUGAAUCUGAAUCCCUUUGAAUUGAGUUUAGAUUUGCCUAUUACCAAUAGCAAGUAAUUAACUCAAUGAAUAUCUUAAAUGCAAAGACUGAACAUCAGUCUUUUUUUUAGAUGUUGAGAUAUUGAUAUGUUCACUAGUAAAAAAUAGAUUUAUUGGUUAUUCCUGAUAUUUCCUAACAGAGAACCAGGCCCAAUAUGGAACUGCCUAUCAGAACCCAGCCCUAAUAGUAUGAACAUUGGUUUCCAUUUGUUCAUAGGACUGUGAUUGGCUGCAGGGUGGUUAAAGUUUAAGUUUAAAGAACAUUUGUAUGAUGGCUCAGAGACCUCAAUGCACUGCGACCUUAGAAACUAAACAAAAAAAUAGACAAACACAAGAAAAAGAAAUAGCUUCACCAUUUCAUAUUACAUAGCAGCAUUUAGAAAGAAGGCAAACUAAAGCAAACAAACACAUUUAACAUUUUGAAAACACUUGUGCAGAAACACUGUCAAUACAGAAAACAUGCAAAUUGAGAAACACUGCAAGUCCAACACAAGGGAAAUUUACCAAGGACACAAAAAUUUAUUUUCAUUGUCUGAUUCUGAUGUUAUGGGAAAUCUAAGUUACACACCUAGUGUAAUGCCAUAUACACAUUAUUGCAGAAAACGUCUUUUGCUCCUGCUAAUGUGCACUGCAUGGAUGUUCAGAUAAGUUUAAUUUUGACCUCAACUGUUAAUGUCUAAAAGCUGCUGCUGUGAUUGCAGAUUGAAAAUAUAGAAAUAUAAAAAUAUAAAAAAUACAUACAGUAUCAAAGAACAAAUAACAGAACAGUUAAAACAGCAGCUAGGUAGGAACCAGUGUUAAGUAUUAACUAGUCAGAGCAACUUGGUAGCCGAAUGGUCACAGCGUAUAUGACGCUAGUGCAAUCGGUUCAAUUCCAAUCGGGAAAACUUUGUUGCACGUCAUACCCCGCCCUCUCUUGCCAUUUCCAGGCUCCCACUACAGUCUUCAUCUGUCCAAUAAAGGCAAAAAUGCAAAAAAAAAAUCUUAUUUAUGAAGUACCUUUUGCCAGUUAACUGUGCAGACUCCACCUCUUUCUCCUAGAAUUCUGCACAGAGCAAAGCAGAAUGUCAAACACGAGAGCCUUGGUUUAUUGCCUGAAUGUGAAUACAACAGAAGGUUGUCGUCUGGAAACAUCUGUCACAGUUGAUGUGUAUGCUUUUCAGUGUUUCUCUGUUUGCUUGUAUUUUCUGUAUUUGCAGUAUGUCUUUAUGCUACAUAUACCUUGCCAAAUUGGUGAAUUUGUUUUUUUUAAUUUCCUUACAUUUAUUUAUUAAUGUUUUUUCAAAUCUUUUUUUAAAAUUUUAAAGGUGUUAUCAUAUAUACUUGUCUCUUCGGUAUCAGUGCAUUAAACUCCCUCAGCCACUAUGUUAUUAACCAAGUGAGUAAGUAAGUAAACUUUUAUUUAUAUAGCACCCUUCAUAGUACGUGUACACACAGUGCUUAACAGUACAAACGAUAAAACCACAGUUCAGUGAGUCACAAUAAAUGUGCAACUGAAACAUUCAAGAAAACAUACACACAAGGCACAUGGCAAAGCAAGGUCAGUGCAUGUAGAAGCAUGUAAUAAAAUACAUAAAUAAAAAAAAAAUAACAAUAGAACAUGAUCACAUGGCACUGCAAAGCCAGAGGAAAUAAGGUAGACAAGCUGAGAGAACAACAGAAA
Messenger RNA from Epinephelus fuscoguttatus (brown-marbled grouper), 8296 nucleotides. It is a transcript of the gene nlk2, whose product is annotated as nemo-like kinase, type 2. Gene Ontology annotation, biological process: protein phosphorylation; intracellular signal transduction. Gene Ontology annotation, cellular component: cytoplasm; nucleus. NCBI's taxonomy places the organism in Eukaryota, Metazoa, Chordata, Actinopteri, Perciformes, Serranidae. Gene Ontology annotation, molecular function: MAP kinase activity; ATP binding. The transcript is spliced from 12 exons. The record is from RefSeq and is a predicted model, not a curated record. Bases 311 to 1897 code for a protein of 528 amino acids.